Sphaeroforma arctica JP610 is the source of this 169-nucleotide messenger RNA. RefSeq lists its product as hypothetical. The transcript has a single exon. Lineage: Eukaryota; Ichthyosporea; Ichthyophonida. The record is from RefSeq and is a predicted model, not a curated record. The annotation marks the transcript as partial.
AUGUCACUGGAUGACAUUGACGUCGUGUCAACAAUGUGUCAAACCGUCCGCGAUAACGACGAGGUAGACGUAUGGCUCCAGGGAGAUACCAUCAACGAGUUGUCUCCCUUCUCGGUGUUGCUGCCCAAAAGCAAGAAAAACGGGCGCAAAGUGGACAUUACUAUUGAAG